Messenger RNA from Microthlaspi erraticum, 1527 nucleotides. Lineage: Eukaryota; Viridiplantae; Streptophyta; Magnoliopsida; Brassicales; Brassicaceae. The record is from the annotation of a GenBank genome assembly.
AUGGUUCGUGCAUCAGAGCAAGAGCAGGAAGGCUAUAGAAACAGGCUGUUCAAUUUUAAAUGGAGGAACAACGACAACAAUGUAGGCAGACACGCCAAGAGUGUCAGCGUGGAGACCGGUUUAGAUGAGGCAGCCAACGAAUCUCAGGAGGUUGAACCGUUGACCAUAAUCCAUCCUAACGAGGGCCCGCCACAUUCAAGAUCGGUUGCUGAUGAAGCAACGCUCGCAGCCGCACAGGCUAGAGAAAAACAGCUUAUGGCAGACAUGGAGCAGAUGAAAGAGCGCUUCUCAAAGCUGUUGCUGGGAGAGGACAAUUCCGGUGGAGGCAAAGGAGUCUCCUCUGCUCUCGCCCUCUCAAACGCUAUCACUAACCUUUCAGCUUCCGUGUUUGGAGAGCAACGACGUUUGGAGCCAAUGGCUGCAGAGAGGAGAGCAAGAUGGAGAAGAGAGAUUGAUUGGCUUCUCUCUGUGACCAACUACGUCGUUGAGUUUGCUCCAUCUCAGCAAAAAAACAAAGAUGGAACCGAAAUGGAGAUAAUGACUACACGGCAACGUACUGACCUCCACAUGAACAUCCCCGCCUUAAGGAAAUUGGACGCUAUGCUCAUUGAUUGUCUAGAGAAUUUCAAGGACCAAAGCGAGUUCAGCUAUGUUUCAAAAGACUCACCUGAUUCGGACAAGAGAAAUGACGAGAAAUGGUGGAUUCCGACCGUCAAAGUUCCGCCAGAUGGUUUAUCCCAAGCUUCAAGAAGGUUCUUGCAGUACCAGAAAGAUUGUGUGAACCAGGUUCUCAAGGCAGCCAUGGCCAUAAACGCGCAGGUCUUGUUCGAAAUGGAGAUCCCUGAGAGCUACAUCGACUCACUCCCCAAGAACGGGAGGGCUAGUCUCGGGGAUCAGAUGUACAAGAAUAUAACGGUGGACUUCUUCGACCCGGACCAGUUCCUGGGCACCAUGGACAUGUCGUCGGAGCACAAGAUCGUCGACCUCAAAAACAGAAUCGAGGCAUCAAUCAUCAUAUGGAAACGUAAAAUGGUGCACAAAGACACCAAAUCAUCGGCCCCGUGGGCCUCGGGGGUCAGUUUGGAGAAGAGAGAGGUCUUCGAAGAGCGAGCUGAGACCAUUUUGCUCAUUCUCAAGCAUAGAUACCCUGGGAUUUCUCAGUCCUCCCUCGACAUCAGCAAAAUCCAGUUCAACAAGGACGUGGGUCACGCGGUGUUGGAGAGCUACUCGAGAAUACUGGAGAGCUUGGCGUACACGGUGCUGUCGAGAAUUGACGACGUUCUAGAGGCAGAUCGAGCGGUGAACAAGAGGGAGCCAGAGGACGUGGCCGUGGAGACGCUGGUUGGGAGUAUGACGUUGUCGGAUUUCAUGGGAUGGGAAGUCGAGCAGGGGAACGCCGACUUGGAUGCGAAGAAGGAAACGUCGGACGAUCAAUUGGUGAAGGAGAAGAUAGGUGUCGUCACCACCAAGAAGAUCUCAUACCUCGAAACCCUAGGCGGCGUCAAUAGUCCAACGGCGCGGCAUUGA